Cyprinodon tularosa is the source of this 3042-nucleotide messenger RNA. RefSeq lists its product as uncharacterized. Gene Ontology annotation, molecular function: Wnt receptor activity; Wnt-protein binding. The record is from RefSeq and is a predicted model, not a curated record. Gene Ontology annotation, biological process: canonical Wnt signaling pathway; non-canonical Wnt signaling pathway. Lineage: Eukaryota; Metazoa; Chordata; Actinopteri; Cyprinodontiformes; Cyprinodontidae. Gene Ontology annotation, cellular component: plasma membrane. Bases 117 to 2915 code for a protein of 932 amino acids. The transcript is spliced from 14 exons.
UAAAAAAAACAAAAAACAUUAGUGAUUUUAUACUCCACCUCCUAAGAACUGGGAACAUGCUCGUACUGAGCCUCAUAAAGCUUUAAAACAUUCCAGGACUUUGGCUGAGAAACAUCAUGAGGCAUUUGUUUUUGGUCGUUGUCUGUCUGUUGCUGUUUCUGCAGCAGGCUCAAUCCAGGAGAGAUGAGAGUUGCAAGCCAGUAACAGCCAGCUUUUGUCAAGGUUUGGGAUAUACUUCUACUCCUCACCCAGAUGGGAUCCAAGGAUUCAGCCUGCAACAAAUCCGCAAAAUAGUGGAGACUGCUUGCUCACCUCACAUCGCAACAGUCAUAUGUCGCGUUGUUGUACCUGAAUGUGGUUCAGAAAAUGAAAGCAGGAAGAAGCCCUGCCGAGCGCUCUGUGAGAAGGUCAAGAAGGAUUGUCAGUCCCCUCUAAGUGCAAAGUGGCUGUUCUGGCCAUAUAAGCUACGAUGUGACUCUUUACCAGAGUCUAACUGUGUGCAGGGUCAAGAAACUUUUGUUACUGAAGCUCCACCACCAACAUGUCAGCCUAUCACUGCCCGACUCUGCACUGACCUGCCUUACAGAGAGACCUUCCUGCCAAACAGUCUGGGUCACCGAACCCAAGAUGUGGCAGCCCGGGAGAUGGACAAGUUCGGCCCAUUUUUGAAACCUGAAUGCUCUCCUUACCUGAAGCCUUUCCUCUGUUCGGUGUACACGCCCAAAUGUGUCUCGGCAAAACCUCAAUCUCCUUGCAGAAAACUUUGUGAGCUUGCACGUUCUGAGUGUGCUUCACGGAUGAGAAGCUCCGGCUUUCAAUGGCCAGACUCCUUAAAGUGUGAAUCCUUUACUAGCGGGUCCUGUGAAGAGCUGCCAGGCUUAAACCGCCACUUUCUCCAGGAGGGUGGUGACUCACAAAGAUCACAAUCACGACCAGAUGUUCAGCCUGCUUCACGGCUUUCGGUCAGCCGGGAUGGAAUUUCCCAGAACAGAGCUCCUGCUGUUUUUCCUUCACAAGUGCAACCUGGGAGAGAUGACAGUACAAGCUGCAAGCCAAUGACAACCAGUUUUUGUGGAGGUGUGGGAUACAAAACUACCCGUCAUCCGAAUGGACUCCAGGGCUUCAAUUUACACCAGAUUGGCCAGAUUGUGCAGACAGCCUGUUCACCACAUGUCGAUAUUCUCAUGUGUCGUGCUGCCUUGCCAGAAUGUGGCUCAGGAGAUGGGAGUCAGGUGAAGCCAUGCAAGGCUCUCUGUGAAAGGGUCAAGAAGGAUUGUGAUCCUAUAUUAACAAAUAAGCGGCUCACCUGGCCAACGCAGCUUCGGUGUGAAAAUCUCCCACAGACUGACUGUAUUCAGGGUCCACCUGCCGCUGUCGGACAGACCCCCACAGGAACAUGUCAGCCGAUCACAGUUUCCAUUUGCGAAGAUGUUUCCUACUCAAAUACUAUCCUCCCCAAUAUUCUAGGUCACAAAUCCCAGGAAGAGGCAAAGCUAGCAAUACAACAGUUUGUCCCACUAAUAAAGGUUGAAUGCUCUCCUCAUCUUAAGCCAUUCUUGUGCUCAGUCUUCACACCUCAGUGUGUGUCAGGAAGAGCCCAGCCUCCGUGCAGGACUCUCUGUGAACAGGCGCGAUCAGGCUGUGGGAGACUGAUGAACAGUUUAGGCUCUCCAUGGCCUGAAGCCUUAAAGUGUGAAUCCUUCACCACUGAGUCCUGCGAAGAGCCUUCACGUAUCAACAUUCUUGGAACAUGUCAACCCAUGACUUCCACUAUGUGCCAAGACAUGCCUUAUAAGGAAGCCUUUCUGCCCAACAGUCUCGGCCACAAAACGCAACAAGAGGCAAACUUAGCAUUAGAUGACUUUGAGCCACUUGUUCAGCUCCAAUGCUCCGCUCAUUUGAAGCCUUUCCUGUGCUCCGUCCACCUUCCAAAAUGUGCGUCUGGGAUGAGACUACCACCCUGCAGGACAGUCUGUGAGCAGGCUCGAUCCGGCUGCGAGCCUCUGAUGAACAGGUUUGGCCUAAACUGGCCAGAGAAACUGAAAUGUGAAGCAUUUUCCACAGAGUCAUGCGAACAGUACGGAGUGAGAAGCACCAUGGAGAUGUGCGAGCCAAUCUCUAUACCGAUGUGCCAAGGCCUGUCCUACAACCAGACCAUCCUCCCCAAUCUUCUUGGCCACACAAGUCAAAGGGAGGCGGUGAUGAAGAUGUCUUUCUUCAACUCGAUUGUGCAGACUGUGUGCUCUGCAGACAUACAGCUGUUUCUGUGCAGGGUGUAUGCCCCAGAGUGUGUGGAGGGCCGAGCGCAGCGCCCAUGCAAGUCAUUCUGUGAAAAAGCCAGAAGAAACUGUGAAGGUUUAAUAAGCAACUUUGGAGUCUCCUGGCCAAACGAGCUGAACUGUAAUGCAUUCCCAGACGACAUGUGCAUAUCAGAAGACAACAGAAAGGAGAUGCUGAGAGCUGAAGAUGUUCUUGCUAAACUAAAUUCUGGUGGCUAUACAGUCAGUGGCAAAUCUCUUACUCUAAAGACUGCACACCUGCUGUUGGUACUGAUGGAUGCAGAUAAGACAGGAGACCUGGAUGUGGUGGAGUUAUUCAAACUGGAACAUUACGUGGCUGUAAUCAGGAGAGAAUAUGUGGAAAAAUAUGAGAGCAGGACUCCAUCUGCUGUCACACAGCGCCAGAUGAAAAAUGCUGUUAUUUCCCACGAUUUUAAUUUAGAUGAGGAAACCUUCAGAGCGCUUUGGUUUGAAUACGGCUCCAACGAUGGAAUUGAUUAUGACAGUUAUGUUGCAGCCCUGACUAAACUUAAAAUACUAAAAGAUCGCUUUCAGGCUCAUCUGCUAAAUCUGUCAUGUGACUGCAGGAUUGCAAGCUUCUCCUUCAAUCAGUUCUUGAAAUCAGCCAUAGUAUGAGGAUCAGCAGAAUUCGGCGAACUUCACAGCAAUCAAAUAAUGCAUUGCAGUCCCCAACCUCUGCUAGAUGAUUAAUGAUGUUUCAGGUCAGAUAUCAAAUGUAUAUGGAAGAGGAUUAGGGCCACUG